AGAAGCUGAAGAUGCAGGAGCGCAAGAAAGACUUCAAGAUGAUCAAGAUGGAACGUAUGAAUAAGAUGCAGCAAAACGUCCUGAGGCGGAAAAUUGAAGAAGCUUCUUCUGUCAACAAGCGUCUCAAGGAUGCCCUGGAGCUACAAAAGGUAUGCUCGGAGAAGAGGGCAACGGCCAACUUAGCUAACCGGCAGCAGCGUCUCAAGAACUGGCUUGAGAGCGAGCUUGAGUUGGUCUCCGUCAAGCAUCAAGCAAAACAAAGUCUCGAAUCCCUUAGAGAAGAUCGUAAAUUCAUUGGCAACAAGCUGACGAAAGUAGAGCAGCAGUUGCAACAUAACGACCUCAGUGAAGAGUUCAGGACGGAGCUCCUGAACAAGCAGAAAGAUCUCAGCACAGAUCUGCAGCUGCGCACCGCUCAGAUCAACGAACUACAGCAGAAGGUCCUCGAGGGCGACGGAGAGUCCUUGCUUGAACGGAAGCGGUUUGAAGGCCUGCAAGGCAUGAGCGAGACGAAGGCGGCGCUGACGAUGCUCUUCAACACAGCGGUGCAACACAAGGCUCAAUGCGCCUCUUCCCAGCAAGAGCUCCAAGAGCUACAG
Messenger RNA from Hyalella azteca, 599 nucleotides. Its product is annotated as chromosome-associated kinesin KIF4-like. Gene Ontology annotation, molecular function: microtubule motor activity. The transcript has 4 exons. The record is from RefSeq and is a predicted model, not a curated record. NCBI's taxonomy places the organism in Eukaryota, Metazoa, Arthropoda, Malacostraca, Amphipoda, Hyalellidae. The annotation marks the transcript as partial. Gene Ontology annotation, biological process: microtubule-based movement; mitotic spindle organization.